AUGAUGCAGCAGACCUGUAUAUCGUGCAAUGUGAAAAAUAGUGGCAUGAUAGCUAUUUAUCAACAUCCAAAUGGGUUGGAUGACAUGUUCCGUGCAAUCACGGAUGUUGAGGUACAAGCGGAGGAUCAUCUUUGCGUGCUGUGCUACGAUGACAUGAAACUAGCCUAUCGCUUCAGGCAGAGAUGCCGGCAGAACAUGACUCUUCGCCUAACUAAUCAGACAGAGCGAACGCAAUCUCUGGCAGCGUCCGAGCAGAGUGUAAACAGUAGUACAGACGUUUCUACCACGGUUAACGAUCCAAUAAGCUUUAAGGAAGAGAGUGCAAAGGAGCACACCAACAGAGAAAACACUCUGUUGGAAAACAAUCCACCUGUUCUACAGCUGGAAGUGGUAGAAGAACUUGCUUUAGAUAAUGAAACCCUUCCGGAUGAUGCGGAGAUUAGCAUCGAGAUUGUUGAACUGGAACAGGAAGCCAAAAAUGUAGUGCAAGAGCAGAACAAAUGUGAUUCAGAUGAUCCAAACGAAAACGUCAAGGACAAAGGCAAUAACACCACAAAACAUCUCUCGGACGACGAACAUGUGACACCUUCGGACAACAUGUCCUCAACCACGUUGGACAAAGUCGAUCCCAAAAAGGAAUUUUUACCACGACUCCCAAAAGUGCACAGCCUGAUGUGUGAAUAUUGCUUCAAAGAGUUUGAACUGUUGGCUGAAAAAAUCGAACACACCGAGGGGCACCUGUCGGAACCGAAACCGUUCAAAUGUGUACAGGAUGGGUGCGGUGGUGCGUUUAAGGAUCGGGUUGGUUUGCGAGCUCACGUACGGAUACAUGCGACGGUAAAACGGUACGGCUGCCGGUACUGUUCGAUGCGGUUCCAUACGCUGGGCAAUCGGAAUGCACACGAGCGUACACACAACGGGGAGAAGCCAUUUAUUUGUCCCAAGUGCGGUAAAGGAUUUGCGGAAGGUGGUAAUCUUAAAAAUCAUAUCCGGUUCCAUGACGGUGAGCGGCCGUACACCUGUGGUAUGUGUGGCAAGUCGUAUCGAACGCACUAUUCGCGCUCGGUACAUAUGCGGUCACAUACAAACGAUCGACCAUUUGUAUGUGAUGAUUGUGGGAAAGGAUUCUACUCGUCUGGGAAGUUGACGAUCCACCGGCGGACACAUACGGGCGAGCGGCCGUAUGAAUGUGGAACCUGUUCGGCAAAGUUUGCCGAUACAUGUGGACUGAGAAGACACAUGAUAAAACGGCACUGAGUUGGAAGCUUUCAAAUU
Molecule: messenger RNA, 1275 nt
Organism: Anopheles maculipalpis
Lineage: Eukaryota; Metazoa; Arthropoda; Insecta; Diptera; Culicidae
Product: zinc finger protein 37-like
Exons: 2
Coding region: 1-1257 (418 amino acids)
Biological process (GO): regulation of transcription by RNA polymerase II
Cellular component (GO): nucleus
Molecular function (GO): DNA-binding transcription factor activity, RNA polymerase II-specific; RNA polymerase II cis-regulatory region sequence-specific DNA binding; zinc ion binding
Source: RefSeq, a predicted model, not a curated record